GUGUUGUCAGCUGCCUCGGCAGCAGGAGUAUCUGUAGCCUUUGGUGCCCCAAUCGGUGGAGUCCUGUUCAGUCUGGAGGAGGUGAGCUACUAUUUCCCACUGAAAACUUUAUGGAGAUCAUUUUUUGCUGCUUUAGUAGCUGCAUUUGUUUUAAGGUCCAUCAAUCCUUUUGGUAAUAGCCGCCUAGUUCUUUUUUAUGUGGAAUAUCACACUCCUUGGUACCUUUUUGAACUGCUUCCUUUUAUUCUUCUGGGAGUAUUUGGUGGGCUCUGGGGAGCGUUUUUCAUCCGAGCAAACAUUGCAUGGUGUCGUCGACGCAAAUCUACGAAAUUUGGGAAGUAUCCUGUCCUGGAAGUUAUUAUUGUUGCAGCAAUAACAGCUGUCAUUGCGUUUCCUAAUCCAUAUACAAGGCUAAACACCAGUGAGCUUAUUAAAGAGCUCUUCACAGACUGUGGGCCAUUGGAAUCCUCUUCCCUCUGUGACUACAGAAACGAUAUGAACGCGAGCAAAAUAGUAGAUGAUAUUCCUGACCGUCCAGCAGGCACUGGAGUCUAUUCAGCUAUAUGGCAGUUGUGUUUAGCGCUCAUAUUUAAAAUAAUCAUGACAGUCUUCACCUUUGGUAUCAAGGUUCCGUCUGGGUUGUUCAUACCUAGCAUGGCAAUCGGAGCAAUAGCAGGAAGGAUUGUAGGAAUUGCAGUGGAGCAGCUGGCUUACUACCAUCACGACUGGUUCAUUUUCAAGGAGUGGUGUGAAGUUGGAGCUGACUGUAUCACACCUGGUCUUUAUGCCAUGGUUGGUGCUGCUGCCUGCUUAGGUGGUGUGACAAGGAUGACUGUGUCCCUGGUAGUUAUUGUCUUUGAGCUAACAGGAGGGCUGGAAUAUAUUGUGCCCCUAAUGGCCGCAGUCAUGACCAGUAAGUGGGUAGGAGAUGCCUUUGGUAGGGAAGGCAUCUACGAGGCGCACAUCCGACUGAAUGGAUAUCCUUUCUUGGAUGCAAAGGAAGAAUUUACUCACACAACACUGGCUGCUGAUGUCAUGAGACCUCGAAGAAGCGAUCCACCUUUAGCAGUUCUGACGCAGGAUAACAUGACAGUUGAAGACAUAGAAAACUUGAUCAACGAAACCAGCUAUAAUGGUUUUCCUGUUAUAAUGUCGAAAGAAUCGCAGAGACUCGUGGGCUUUGCUCUAAGAAGAGAUUUAACUAUUGCAAUAGAAAGUGCUAGGAAGAAGCAGGAAGGGAUUGUUGGCAGUUCCAGGGUCUGUUUUGCCCAGCAUACCCCGUCGCUUCCAGCAGAAAGCCCUCGACCUUUGAAGCUUAGAAGCAUACUUGAUAUGAGCCCUUUCACCGUGACAGACCACACACCAAUGGAAAUCGUGGUGGAUAUUUUCCGGAAGCUGGGUCUGAGGCAGUGCCUUGUAACACACAACGGGAUUGUCUUGGGGAUCAUCACAAAGAAGAACAUAUUAGAGCAUCUCGAGCAACUAAAGCAGCACGUCGAACCCUUGGCGCCUCCUUGGCAUUAUAACAAAAAAAGAUAUCCUCCGUCAUAUGGCCCAGACGGCAAACCAAGACCCCGCCUCAAUAAUGUUCAACUGAAACCUAUAGCUGAGGAGAGAGAGGAAACGGAAGAGGAGGUUCAUUUGUUGAAUAGCACAACACUUUAGUCUGGGGGAUGCUUCUAAAAUCAGAGACGAGAGCUGGGGUUUUUUGCGUAACAGUGCUGCUGGAAAUCGGGAGUCGGUGUGGGGGAAUCCGUGGCGAGGAGGAAGGCAGGCUGAUGGGAGCGUGGGACGGGAGAGCUGCUGCCCGCGCCGAAGGCGUCCCGAGGCGUCAGGUCUGCCGGGAUAGCGCGGCGGGCGAGCCCUGCGAGGUGGUGCGAUCCUCCAGCCCCAGCCUGGUCCUUCAGCAUUGAAGAGGUCUGUCACUAGUCCCUGCUCCUGGAGGGAUCGCUCCCAAUUGAGCCAUCUCAACGGAGACUCAAAGGUCUUGCCCUUUUUACCAUGGAAAACCGUUGUGUUAACUCAUGAAACGUAUUAAUUGUCACACAUCACCUUUCUACAUUCCAGAAGAGCUUUAUUUCUCUCUCUCCUGAGCCGUAACAAAGCCUCUUGAAAAUUGGUGUGCCCUUUUGAAGCAGUUGUUUCUCAUAUUGAGAUGUUGCUGUGAGUUACUGAGGUCCGGUCACAAGAAGGGAGGUUUUUCUUGUGCCAUUAACCGUGUGAGUUUGUACAUCACGAAACGCUCGGGGCGGGACAGAUCCGCCGCGACAAAACCAGAUUGAACAGGUAAUAACCUUGCGAGAACCGUGCGAGACUUCCUUCAACCC
Cariama cristata (Red-legged seriema) is the source of this 2327-nucleotide messenger RNA. Its product is annotated as H(+)/Cl(-) exchange transporter 3-like. The transcript has 7 exons. Gene Ontology annotation, cellular component: Golgi apparatus; membrane; early endosome. The record is from RefSeq and is a predicted model, not a curated record. Gene Ontology annotation, molecular function: voltage-gated chloride channel activity. Gene Ontology annotation, biological process: transmembrane transport; chloride transport. Lineage: Eukaryota; Metazoa; Chordata; Aves; Cariamiformes; Cariamidae. The annotation marks the transcript as partial.